Messenger RNA from Ascoidea rubescens DSM 1968, 918 nucleotides. It is a transcript of the gene RPN11, whose product is annotated as proteasome regulatory particle lid subunit RPN11. Lineage: Eukaryota; Fungi; Ascomycota; Saccharomycetes; Ascoideales; Ascoideaceae. Gene Ontology annotation, cellular component: proteasome regulatory particle, lid subcomplex. Gene Ontology annotation, biological process: protein deubiquitination; proteasome-mediated ubiquitin-dependent protein catabolic process. The transcript has a single exon. The coding region runs from base 1 to 918 and encodes 305 amino acids. The record is from RefSeq and is a predicted model, not a curated record. Gene Ontology annotation, molecular function: protein binding; proteasome binding; metallopeptidase activity.
AUGGACAGACUUGCAGGUUUAGGUGGAAUGAAUUCAACUCCAAUGGAUGGUCCAGCUGUCGAUAAUGCUGAAACUGUUUAUAUAUCUUCAUUGGCAUUGUUGAAGAUGUUGAAGCAUGGAAGAGCCGGUGUUCCUAUGGAAGUAAUGGGCCUUAUGCUAGGUGCCUUUAUAGACGAUUUCACUGUUCAUGUUAUUGAUGUGUUUGCCAUGCCUCAAUCCGGUACUGGUGUUUCCGUCGAAGCUGUCGAUGAUGUCUUUCAAACUAGAAUGAUGGACAUGUUAAAACAAACAGGCAGAGACCAAAUGGUUGUAGGUUGGUACCAUUCACAUCCAGGUUUUGGCUGUUGGUUAUCAAAUGUUGAUAUCAACACUCAACAAAGUUUUGAGCAACUAAAUCAAAGAGCUGUUGCUGUUGUCAUUGAUCCAAUUCAAUCUGUUAAAGGGAAAGUGGUCAUUGAUGCCUUCAGAUUAAUCAAUCCUGCAGUUAUAAUGACGGGCCAGGAACCAAGACAAACAACUUCAAAUGUUGGAAGAUUAAAAGAGUUGUCGAUUCAAGCUUUGAUCCAUGGUUUGAACAGAAGCUACUAUUCUCUUAACAUUGAUUAUAAAAAGACUCCCCUAGAAGUCAACAUGCUAUUGAAUUUACACAAAAAAGAAUGGUCAUCCGGUUUGAUUCUAAAUGAUUAUAAAGAAAAAGAUGAGAGGAAUUUAAAAGACACUGAGAAGAUGGUUGAAAUCGCCAAACAAUACAACCAAAGAAUUGAAGAAGAACAAGAAUUGACAGAGGCCCAAUUGAAAACAAGAUACGUUGGGAAACAAGAUCCCAAGAAGCAUUUGGGCGAGACUGCUGACGAGAGAAUAGAGGAAAACAUUGUGAGCAUAUUAACUGGGUCUGUGAACUCUGCAACUAUCCAAUAA